AUGGCGCAAAUAUUCCUCGACGUGCUCUACUCCUUUGGCAACUGCCUCAACUGCUUCCCCGGCUCGCCGACACUCAAGAUCAACAGCCGGAGCUUCAAGAUCCUCCGCCUGCUGGGCGAGGGCGGCUUCUCCUACGUCUACCUCGUCCAAGACACCCAAACCGCAGAAGAAUUCGCUCUCAAAAAGAUCCGAUGCCCCUUUGGCGCAGAAUCCGUCGCCCAGGCCAUGAAGGAAGUCGACGCCUACCGCCUCUUCGCCCGCAGCCCGGGCAUCAUCCACGGCGUAGACCACGCCAUCGCCACCGAGCGCGGCGGCGAACCCGGCUCCAAGACCGUCUACGUGCUGCUCCCCUACUACCGCCGCGGUAACCUUCAGGACCUCAUCAACGCCAACCUCGUAAACCACACCGCGUUCCCCGAGCGCAGGCUCAUGCUCUUGUUUUUGGGGGUGUGCAAGGCGCUUAGGGAGAUGCACCAUUACACUGGCGGAGGCGGAGGCGGCGGGCAAUCGCAACAACAGCCUGCGGCGAUGGAGAGGAUGGAGAUGGGCAACGGCGACGAAGAUGACCAGGGCGCCGGGCCGAAACGCAAGAAGAGCGGGAAGAAGAAUAAAGGCGGGAAGCGCGUCGCCAGCAUGGCCGCCGCCGCGGGCGCCGACGAAGAGGACGAGAAUGAGCAGCAGAGGCCGCUGAUGGAGGGCGAGACGCCCGGGUCCGGAGACGUAAAGUCAUACGCGCACAGAGAUAUCAAGCCAGGCAACAUCAUGAUCGACGACUCAGGCUCGAACCCAAUCCUAAUGGACCUAGGCUCCAUCGCCCCCUCCCCGAUCCCGAUAACAUCCCACUCCCUCGCCAUCGCCGUCCAAGACACGGCCGCCGAGCACAGCACGAUGCCCUACCGCGCCCCCGAACUCUUCGACGUCCGCACCGGGACCGUCAUCGACACAAAAGCAGACAUCUGGUCCAUGGGCUGCACCCUCUACGCCUGCCUCGUCGGCAAGUCCCCCUUUGAGGCCCGCUCCGACGAGACGGGCGGCUCCCUCAGCAUGUGCGUCCUCGGCGGCGACUGGCGUUUUCCCGACGAAGGGAUCAAGCGCACCGGAACCAGCGGCGGCAUGAAGGGUAAAGCGGCCGCCACGGACGCUGGGGCGGGCGCCGGCGAGGUGAAGAUCAGCGAGCCCAUCCGCGAUGUCGUGAGGAAAUGUCUCAAUGUUGAGCCUACCGAGAGACCAGACGUGGACGAGCUCAUUGACUUGGUGGAGAGCGUUAUUGAGAACUUGCCUCAAGACGGAUCCUUGUGA
Molecule: messenger RNA, 1299 nt
Organism: Colletotrichum phormii
Lineage: Eukaryota; Fungi; Ascomycota; Sordariomycetes; Glomerellales; Glomerellaceae
Product: kinase-like domain-containing protein
Exons: 3
Coding region: 1-1299 (432 amino acids)
Biological process (GO): regulation of vacuole fusion, non-autophagic; protein phosphorylation; vacuolar protein processing
Cellular component (GO): cytoplasm; Golgi apparatus
Molecular function (GO): protein serine/threonine kinase activity; ATP binding
Source: RefSeq, a predicted model, not a curated record